Vigna angularis (adzuki bean) is the source of this 2997-nucleotide messenger RNA. RefSeq names its product exocyst complex component EXO70E2. Gene Ontology annotation, cellular component: exocyst. Gene Ontology annotation, biological process: exocytosis. Lineage: Eukaryota; Viridiplantae; Streptophyta; Magnoliopsida; Fabales; Fabaceae. The coding region runs from base 917 to 2830 and encodes 637 amino acids. The record is from RefSeq and is a predicted model, not a curated record. The transcript has 2 exons. Gene Ontology annotation, molecular function: phosphatidylinositol-4,5-bisphosphate binding.
GUGACUCAACACGCUUUCUGGUGAAUUUCUUCAAUUUCUAAUUUCGUUAAAUCCCGUCAAAAGUCAAAAGCCAUAGAUUGAGGAAAUUGUGUAGUUAGAAAAACUCUCUUGCAAAGCUAAGCUCCUCCACAAUUUUCUUUUUCUUCACACAAAGAAACAAUUUCUCUUCACAAAUAUCAAUUAAUUAACAUCCAAUUUCUCUUUGCUACACAAAAUUUGUCCCCACUUCCUCAAUUUCUAAGCUUUCUGCUUUGUUGUAUCUUUGUCCCAAGUUUAUCCUUUGUUCUGGUUUAUAGUUGCUUUUAUCUGAAUCAUGAUUUGAAAUCAAGGAACUGUAUGUGAUUUUCAUUGUCUUUCUCUUUUCCAAAGAAAAAAAAAAAAGAGAAAUUCUUUUGGGGGUUCAGUAAUCAGUGAUUAAUUGGGAGGGUUAGUGUUUGAGUGAGGGUCAAUUGGUUGAGUUCACCAUUUCCUGUGCCAUUCUAUUUAUACAAGUUUGAGUUUGGAGGUUGUGCUUUGUUUUGGUGGGUUAUAUAUGAUUAUCAGCUCUCUUACUUCCAAUUGUUGGGGCUUAUUGUGGUUGCGGUGCCUUUCUUAAUAAUGGAGAGGGGAAUGAGAAGUUAAGAGGAGAAGACUGGAAAGUGAAGUUUCAAAUUAUCCAUUCACGCCUUCUUCGUAAUUUCCAGAUGCAGGGUUCCAAGAUAUUAAGUUUGGAGAUGAAGUAGUCAUGUUCAGUUGUAGAGAGUGCAAUAAGGUUUUAAACUCUGCAAUCGCAAUUUAGGCCUCAAGGUCAAGGUUUUUAGAGUUUGUGACUGCGUUGUGAUUGCAAUUGCGGCUGCAUUUGUCCACAUCGCAGUGACAAAUUAAAACCACUGCAUUCUUGUUUGGAUUUCUCUGUGCUCUUGCAUGUUUUUCUGUUAUGGAGGAACAUAAACCUGUUAUCUCCACUUGUGAACAAGAUCAACACGUGGUUGCUGCUGCUCAACACAUUUUAAAGGCACUAGCAGCCAGUAAGAAUGUGUCCAGUGACUUGAGAAAAACCCUCUUGGAUGUUGAGUCCCAAUUGUCCGCAAUUUCCAUAGUCAAUGAGAGGAAAGGAAGGGGUAUCAAGCCAUUAGAGAACCGGCUCAAGUGUGUUGAAGACAAGGUAACGAGGUGGGUAGCAAACCCUUCCAUGACAUGGGACUCUAGUCCCAAUCAGUCUUCAAACUAUUUGAGAGUUGUUGGUGAAAUCCAAACACUGAUUCAGAGUUUGGAAAGCUUUUCUGUGGUGAAUGAUAAUGGGAGGCAGAAGGAACUUCUUGAGAGAGCAUAUGCAGUUUUGCAGGAUGCUAUGUCAAGGCUUGAGAGAGAAUUAGACCACAUUCUUGUUGAACAUAAGCAGUACUUUGAGCCUGAAUACAUGUCUUUCGAUUCUAAAAUGGAUAUGGCAUAUGAUGAAUCAUUUCGUGCAGUGGAGGAUGAACAAGUUAACGAGGUCAGCAGGAGUACCGGUUCUAGCCAAUCCGAGGCCAACAUUGUUGAUCUGAUGAAUCCAGCAGUACUUGAGUAUCUCAAGAGUAUUGCAAAUGUCAUGUUUGACUCAAAAUACCAUCAGGAGUUCUGUCAGGUCUUCAUUUCAUCCAGAAGGGAUGCCUUGGCUGAGUAUUUUGUUAUUCUUAAGAUGGAAAAAUUAAGCAUUGAGGAUGUGCUGAAACUGGAGUGGCAGUACUUGAACCAUGAGAUGAAGAAAUGGAUACGAGCCAUGAAGAUCAUUGUUCAGGUGUAUCUUGUCAGUGAGAAAAGAUUGUGCAAACACAUCCUUGGGGACUUUGGAUCCUUUUAUCAGUGUUGCUUUUCUGAAAUUUCUCAGAGUUUUAUGCUUCUCCUUUUGAAUUUUGGAGAGGCCGUGGCAAUGGGAACACACAGCCCAGAAAGAAUAUUUCGUUUGCUUGAUAUGCAUGAGGUUUUGGAGCAUCUUUCAGUGGAUGUAGAUAAAUUGUUCUUUGAAGAAGUUGGUGCUUUUGUCAGAGGAGAGUUUCACAAGCUUCUAACGAGCAUUGGUGACACUAUUAAGUCUACAUUUCUGGCAUUCAGAAAUGCUAUUGCAACUAACCAUUCAAAGACUCCUUUUCCUCAAGGGGGUGUUCACCAUGUUACCAAGUAUGUGAUGAAUUACAUCAUGACACUAGGUGAAUAUGGUGAUACCCUUAAUCUCCUUCUUGUUGAAGAAUAUUCAAAUGAUCCUGCAGUCUAUAAACAAGAAACAUCAGCUCUCUCACUGUGUCCAGUGGCCUUCUACUUUCGGUCAAUCACCACAGCUCUAGAAUCCAACUUGAGCAACAAGUCCAAACUAUACAAAGAUGUGGCUUUGCAACAUAUUUUCAUGAUGAACAACAUUCGUUACAUGGUGCAAAAGGUGAAGUGCUCUGAUCUAAGCCACUAUUUUGGAGACUGCUGGCUUCGGCAGCACACUGCUGAGUAUCAGCGCGAUGCAAGGUGUUAUGAGAGGGUCACUUGGGGUCCAAUACUUUCUAUGCUUAAGGAUGAUAAUUUGCCAAAUUGUGUUUCACACAGAACUUUGGAGAAAAGCUGCAAAAAGUUUUGCAAUGCCUUUCGUGAAGUGUACAGGACCCAGUCGGGGUGGUGUAUCCAAGACUCUCAACUUCGUGAGGAUCUACAAAUUUCUGUUUCUCUGAAAGUGGUUCUUGCAUACGGAUCAUACACUGGAAGAAACUCAUCAAACAUUGCAGAUAAGUAUAUCAAGUACACUGUUGAGGAUCUACAAAGUUAUAUUUUGGACCUUUUUCAAGGGUCGUCAAAAUCUUUGCACUACACUCAUCAAAGAAAUUGAAGGGUCUUUCUUUCUUGUUUUGAGUUUCAUUUUUCAUAGACCAUUGUAUAUUUUACUUGUCAUAUGAAAAAAAAAAUGACAUCAUGGUCGUAGUUUAGCUAAGUAAGGCCAUUGUGCUUGUUCUUCGUUGAUAUCAAAUAAAUUAAUUUCUUACCUGUUGUUGGUCA